AGCACCAUGGCCUCGGCCAAUCACCGAGGUGGCGGCGGACGUGGUGGCGGUGGUGCCGUCGCUGGUGCCGGAGCUGAUGGCAAUGCGAUCGUUGGUCUCCAGAUUGGUUCCGCCUGGUUUCAGCGUAAAAUCAACCUGAGACCGCAGCAUCGUGGCGUCCAUUUGGUCACCGAGGAGAUACUCCGACAGAUGCCGGAGUUGGCGCACUUCUCUGUGGGAUUAUGUCAUAUGCAAAUUCUUCACACCUCGGCGAGUUUAGCGUUAAACGAAAGCUGGGAUCCAGACGUCAGAGACGACAUGGAGAUGAUGUUGAAUAAAAUAGUUCCCGAAGGUUUGCCCUACAGGCAUUCGUGCGAGGGACCCGAUGAUAUGCCUGCGCACGUGAAGGCCUGCUUCUUGGGCAGCUCCCUGACAAUCCCGAUCACCGAUGGCAAGCUGUCGCUGGGCACGUGGCAGGGCGUUUGGCUGUGCGAGCACCGCGACCAGGCCGGAUCCCGGAAGCUGGUGAUCACACUAACCGGAUGUCCGCGCGAACAGGCCCGCAGUCCGCUGUCACCCGUCUCGCCGAUCGCUAGCACGUCCAGUUAGGGGCGGCCUCGCUCCACCCGCGACAGCCGGUAAUCGCGGGGGAGCGACAAUAAUGCCAUCAUUUCGUCGAGGCGGCUGAUACUGCAAAAGAACUUGGCUAAGGCGAACUUGGCCCAGCAGCGGGCGGCGGCGGUGAUUGCCGCCGGUCGGGGUGGUUUGGGCGGUGGCCAUCAGGAUGCGUUGGCGCCACCCAAUAUCCCCGGCGUGGAGACGAAGACCGGCCGCCUGCUGCUACGCCAGCAGCUGCACCUCAAUCUCAAUCUGAAUGUGCAGGAAACGUUGCGCGAUGGCGUCGACAUCGAUGAUGUGGACGAGGAUGUCGACGAGGACGAGGACCUAGACCUAGAAACCGUCACAACAGUGCCUCUUAACAAUGAACAACUUAAUGCUAAGGUCACCACCACAACAUCCAGUUCAUCAGCAGCGAGCAGUGCAUUAGCUAAAUUCAAUCGCAUCAUUGACUCCACAUUGGAGCGGCCACCCGUGGCCGUUGAUUACUCUGGAUUGCCCAAGUUGAGCAGUGCCACAUUGCAGCAACGCUUCAACCUGGCCUAUCCGGAAUUGGUGACCCAACAACAGCAGCAGUCGCUGCAGCAGCAACAUCAACAUCAACAACAGCAACAUCAGCAGUUGCAGCUGCAACACCAACACCACCAGCUACAUGAUGCGGCCAAGCAGAUCAGCAACCUCCAGGGUAACCCCAGAUUGGAUCGUGGAACGGACGCCGUUGUCAGCACACCAUUAACACUUCAAGCACCCAAAUCUCCAGCAACGGCGACGGAUGAACAGCUGGAUCCGGGAAAUACCCACAACGUCCAAGACGACGACGAUGAUCAUCCCCACCACGACGAGGAUAAUCAAACGAAACGAAAUGAUGUGCAUUAUUUGUUGAAACAGUUAAAUAGUUUUAGUGAUAUAGAAGAAAUAGAAAUUGUUGAUAUGAAGCAAAGAGGUCAGCGGCCGCCGAUGGCGUCCAGUUCGUUGGCCACCAUGAUGCCGCCACCCUCGCCUGCACCGCCGGCCUCGCCAUCCACGCAGUCACAUCGACUGGGGCCGCGGUUCGCCUCCGGCGAUAGUUCGCUAAUCCUGCCGCAGCACCAGUUCGACGACUACCUGUUCGAGUCCUGCCACUACCUGGAGACAAACUACUUUGCCGCCACCUACCGCACUGCCACCAUGGUCGAGAGCAGCUCCCACGAGUUUCGGCACUCGACCAACAGCAGCUCGAACAGUUUCGAGCUGCACGAGAUGGAGCCGCCCAGUGUCAUCUGCAAGGCGGGGGCACCGCCACCAUUGGUUGCCUCUGGUCAUCCUGGUAAUCCGCCGCCGAGGUAUCAAUUCGAAUACCAGACGGAGACCCGGCUGACCACCAGUGGUGUGCAAACGGAGCUAACCGUCGAAUCGCUGGCCAAGAUGAGCAACUGCAGCGGGAGCAGCUCCUCCUCUGCGACGACGAGGGCUCCUCCCUUCUUCCGAUGUUGCUACACGCCCAUCGAUCGCUGGCGGGAGAGGAGGCAGCAGCAGAAAAGCUCCUCCUCGACCGCCGUCGCCCAGCCGCCCAAGGACGUCUGACACUGGGCGUGGCAGUCCACUCGGAGAUCCAACAUGUGCCUGGCUAACUUACUUCAGGGAUGCAAGCCGAGGGAAUAUUGGGAUGAGUUCAGAAUUUAUAGAUGUGGUUCGGUUCAGAGGGUUAGAGUAGAAUUUUUUUGUCUUAAAGUAAGGAAGAUCUAAGGAGAUUUUCUUCGAUUUCAAUUCUUCUUUUUUAAUGCUAAUUUUAUAUCCUUGCCAAUCACUAAAAAUCUUAAUUCUAGAAACAAUGUGUUCAGAUAAAUUUCUUCAAUUUGAUUUUCUUAAAAUUCAAAUAUGUAAUCAUUAUAAAACGAAGACGUAAAAGACCAAACCACUAGCCUUAUUAGGAUGGUAGGUUGAAUUCCUUAACGGUUUGCAUCCCUGUUAUUUUGGUCGCUGUUCUCAUUUGCGAUAUCAACAAAAGAUUCCAUUUCGAUCGACAGUCGAUACACGAAUCACGAAUCCCUAAUCAUUGGAUGGAAGUUCAUAGUUGUACAAUUUAUAUAUGCUAAAAACGUAAACAACAAAUGUUAGUAAACAAUUUUUUAUACACACACCAGCUACACACACACACACACAGACAUUCGCACAUUUUUGCAAUACACCAAAGUAAUUGAUUUGGAAAUUUGUAUAAAUAAAUACAUAAGAGUUGUUAGGUGUUUGGCAUAUAACUCGGUUAGCGAAAUAACAAUUUAUUAUUGAUCAUUGAAUUUGACAAAAUGUUCGUCUUUCUUUUCUAAUAACUAACCAAGUUCUAUGCCAAGCAUUUUACUUACAAGCUGAACUCAACUUAGGCCUAAAGUUGUAUUCGAAAAUGUUUCAACAGAGGAAAAAUAUUGUUAAAAAUGAAAUGAAAACGUAGGGGACGCGAGAGCUUGUAUAGUAAGUUGAUAAAUAAAGUACUAUAAUUGAGAA
Drosophila eugracilis is the source of this 3075-nucleotide messenger RNA. RefSeq lists its product as uncharacterized. The record is from RefSeq and is a predicted model, not a curated record. NCBI's taxonomy places the organism in Eukaryota, Metazoa, Arthropoda, Insecta, Diptera, Drosophilidae. The transcript is spliced from 4 exons.